Molecule: messenger RNA, 396 nt
Organism: Elephantulus edwardii (Cape elephant shrew)
Lineage: Eukaryota; Metazoa; Chordata; Mammalia; Macroscelidea; Macroscelididae
Gene: DNAJC15
Product: DnaJ (Hsp40) homolog, subfamily C, member 15
Exons: 6
Coding region: 1-396 (131 amino acids)
Biological process (GO): protein import into mitochondrial matrix
Cellular component (GO): PAM complex, Tim23 associated import motor
Molecular function (GO): ATPase activator activity
Source: RefSeq, a predicted model, not a curated record
AUGGUUGCUCCUGGUGACGUCGCCCCUGCCGGCGAGGGGCUGCUCUAUGCCGAGUACUUGCCGCCCUCGGCCAAACGAUCAGACGCCGACAUCAACCACGGACUGGCAAGAAGUUUAAUAGCUGUAGGACUGGGUGUUGCAGCCUUUGCAUUUGCAGUCUAUGGAACUCAAGUAUCGAGCUUUUCACCCUACUAUAAAGGAGGAUUUGAACAGAAAAUGAGUAGACGAGAAGCUAGUCUUAUUUUAGGUGUAAGCCCAUCUGCUGACAAGGCCAAGAUUAGAACAGCCCACAGGAGAAUCAUGAUUUUGAACCACCCAGAUAAAGGUGGGUCUCCUUAUUUAGCAGCCAAAAUAAAUGAAGCUAAAGACUUACUGGAAUCAAGCAUUAAACGCUAA